Lactuca sativa (garden lettuce) is the source of this 435-nucleotide messenger RNA. Its product is annotated as secreted RxLR effector protein 161-like. Lineage: Eukaryota; Viridiplantae; Streptophyta; Magnoliopsida; Asterales; Asteraceae. The record is from RefSeq and is a predicted model, not a curated record.
AUGGAAAACUCUAAGAGAGGAUUUGUACCCAUGACACAUGGCACUGUACUAAGUUCGUCUCAAUGUCCUAGCAUAAAGGUUGAGCUAGACAAGAUGAAAGAUAUCCCAUAUGCUUCUGCAAUUGGAUCCAUCAUGUAUGCCAUGAAUUAUACAAUACCUGAUCUUGCUUAUGUUAUGAGAAUGGUAAGCAAGCUCCAAAAAAAUCCAGGGGAGAGUCAUUGGAGAGUUGUGAGGAACAUUCUAAAGUACAGACAAAGAACUAAGGAUUUGUUCCUCGUCUAUGGAAGCAUGGAAGAUAGCUUAAGUGUAAAGUGCUACACUAAUGCUUCCUUCACAACUGAUCGAGAUGAUUGUAAAUCACAAUCAGGAUAUGUGUUCAUUAUCAAUGGGGGUGCAGUGCCUUGGAAAAGCUCCAAGCAAAGCGUUGUUGCUUGA